Molecule: messenger RNA, 6034 nt
Organism: Cynoglossus semilaevis (tongue sole)
Lineage: Eukaryota; Metazoa; Chordata; Actinopteri; Pleuronectiformes; Cynoglossidae
Gene: impg2a
Product: interphotoreceptor matrix proteoglycan 2a
Exons: 19
Coding region: 1073-4411 (1112 amino acids)
Biological process (GO): visual perception
Molecular function (GO): hyaluronic acid binding; heparin binding
Source: RefSeq, a predicted model, not a curated record
GUGGGUUUCUUUUUCAGCCCGGGAGUUUCAUGCCCAUACCAGGCCCAGUUUGCUAUGGAGGAGGAUUUCUUUUUUUUCCUUUUAAAACAGCUGCAGGCCAGAUUAUAUAAGUGCUUUAUGAUAUAAAGCAAUUCUUGACAUUGUCUACCAUACUUCUACCAGAUCAGCACUUUUUUAUUUUAUUUAAUACUACAGCGGUAGUUAUUUUUACUCUGACGUACAAUGCCAGUUAUUUGUCCUUGUGACAUCUGCAGCGGGGAUUUGUGUUAUGUUAUUGGUCAAAUUCUGUAUUUUAGCCUCUGAAAAAUAACGAGUAGAGCAUUAGUUUGGACAAUCAGAUUCAUGGUAUCCUGUAAAAGAAUACAUUAAUUCCACCACAAGAGAAAGUUCCUUCUGAUACUUUAGACUAAAAUAAACUGAAAUUUAUAAAGAGAAUAUAAUAAAUACAUAGAUUCCUGCAAGCAUCAGCUUUUCUGAUGAAUUCAGAUAAAAUAUCAAUGAAGAAAAUGAGGAAACUGAAAAGAAUUUUUCCCCAAGACGUAUCCAAAUGUUGACUGAAAAGACAAGAAAUGGCUAUUAGCUGAGAACGCCAAGUGCCCUGACUGUCUAGCACUGCUCCACUAACUUCUUGGCCAGCUCUGCUAAAAGACUUAAAAGAACAAACAGGAUUAGAGGGCAUUAACCCCCCACUCCACUUUCCAGGGACCAUCUGCCAUCAUGUACUUGAUCCACCAGCGUUCUCCUCAGACUCUUUAGAACCCUCCUUUCUACCUAUGAGUGUCACAAUUAGCAAACUGUUUGUGAUUGUUGUCAGAUGAGUCUUCCUCGUUUGGAGAAUUUUGAGCUAUGCAAACUCUUAGGAAUCUGUUCACAUCACUUUUGUAUGACUUGAAAGGAAACACGUUUAUACUUGGAUUUGUUCUGAAUUGGAUUUAAGCUCGUCUGAAGAUUUAUCAUGAGCAUCACAUCUUGGAAGUUAGUGUUUCACUUUGCUUUCUGUUUUCUUGUCAUGUUUCUGGACACAAGGACAGGUAUGUACUAAUAAAUUACCCUCAAACUACAAGUUCAUACUAUGACCAAAGUCUGUAUUACUUUCUGUGUUUUGGGGACUUCAGAGGCUACACUGGAGGGAUCUGCUGAGGGGCCACCCAGUCUGCUAAAUAAUCAGGACAACAUAGUGUUUCCCCACAUCCUCAGUGUAGCUGAUGCAAAGGCAAAACAUGAAGGUCACACAGUUAUUUCUCGUCGGAAGAGAAACAUCCUUUUACCAAGUGGAGUUAAACUGUGUGCACAGGAGACGGAGCAGCAGGUCAUUGCGAACCAUCUCAGCUACUUCCACCUGAGAGUCUGUCAGGAGACCGUAUGGGAGGCUUUCAAGAUCUUCUGGGACCGACUCCCAGACCAAGAAGAGUACCAUAGCUGGAUGAGCCGCUGUCAGGACGGCAAAGUGACCGCACAAGAUAUUGGCACCUACUUCAGCCAGUCAGACGAGCAUUAUGCUCUGGUUCAAAAGAGAAUGCCACCGUCAGGUCCGAGGAGUGAGCCCACCAGGUCCUGGCAGCAUAUGUGCAGUUCUACAGCACCAGACACGUCACAGCCUGCUGUGGCUCGACAGCCUGAUGAAGCUAAGGAAGGAGAUGUUGUCACCAUCAUCCCAGAGGUGGAGGACAACACACUGGACCAUGACCUUGUCGAGCGGACCUUAACCCCUGCUGUGAUGGUGCAGGCGGUGGAGCUCAGCAUCGUCCUAACAGGAGAGACGUACAGUGAUGACCUGGAGGAUCCAACCAGCCUGCGCUACCAAACACUUAGCAGAAAGAUCACUGAAAAGAUGGAGUCUUCUCUGAAGGACACACCUGGAUUUAAGAGUGCAUCUCUGCUCAAAUUCAGACCACAGAUGGAGAUUGAAGGGCUGGAGGCUGUAGUUGUGGACUACGCUGUGACAGUGGAGGUGGAUGCAGCAGGAGUGAGCAAUGAACUGCUGGACUAUCUGACCGUGCAGUCCAGCCUGGUGGAGAACUUGUACCAGGAGGUGAAGGAGCUGCCCGUCCACCCAGAGAGCGGUAAAAUGAAAUUAGCACUGUUGCUAAUUACUCUUAUAGUGGAGGGUGAUGCAGGUUUGGAGAACUCACCCGAGGUUAUAAUCCUGAAAGAGGAUGUCCUGUCUGAGUCCUCGGAAACCGUCACGGAGGUAACGCCGGGAAAUGACAUCAUUGUUCUGGAGGAGACUAAUGUUGUGUCUGCAGCUCCGGACCAGAGCGGCGAACCUCAUGCUGAGAGCAUUGCGGAGGAAGGUCUGCUACUGGAGGACAUUGAGCAGACAACAGCUGUAGAAACUGCUGCACUACAGGAACUCCCAGAGGAACAUCCUGCUACUGAGCUACCAGAGGAUGUCAUGUUACCUGAACCAGCAGUGGAUGCUGAGGCCUCUGGAGAGCUGGAGGACCUGCUGUGGCCAACUGAAGCUGCAGAAGAAAAGAAGGUUUUGUCUUCAGAGGAGACACUGGUUGAAGAGACAGAUGCCACUUCUGAAGAUGAUACAGUAACAGUGACAGAAAAUUCACCUGCAGAAUCCGUGACCAUUGGAAAUCCUUUCGCAAAUCUAAUUGCAAAUGAGGUUCUGAAGCAGCCAGAGAGCUUUCCAACUCAGACCACGUCAACAGGAGAAGAAGAGAGCUUGCCUGCUUUGGUCCAGCCACCUGAGGUUGUAGAUACUGUGGAAGUAUCAGAACCAGAAUCUCCAGAGACCAGUCUGCUUGAUGAAGACCUAAUGGAUAAGACGGGUGUAGAGGUUUUACCAGAAGAAAAUGUCAGACCUGAUAAUGUAGACAUGAACGUAGUGUUAAGUAAUUCUGAACUAUCUGAAACUGGUGACGAACCCAUAUUUGAAGAUCACGGUCUGCAAGAAGCAACAGCUGGUAAAGGUCAAGACCUGGAAACAACUGUGGUUGACCCAGAGAUUCUAGGGCAUCCUCUCAUCUCUGAGGAAGAUCUUACAGAAGAUGAGAUCCUGCUGUUGAACCUCGGUGAACCAGAACCACCAAUAACAGACUCUCUUGAACCUGUGGAACCAACACCUCUGUCCCCAGAGAAGGAAUCACCUUUCACCCGUAUCGGUGACGCAGACCCUGCCUCAGAGGGACAACCCGACAUUUUGGAGGAGUUUUGUUUCCAGCAGAUCCAGAUCAGGGAAGAAGGUUUGGAGGAUGUCAUCUCAGAAGACCAGGGUUUCGAUGUGUUCCAUUAUGGUUACGGUUUAAUGAACCUCACUGAAGAGGGCAGCACUGGGUUCCCUUCCAGUGUAGCACACGGCCCUGAUCAGGCCAGCAUCCCUCUACCUGAGAAUCCUGGACGGGCCCUGAUGGUAUUCUUCAGUCUAAGAGUCACAAACAUGGUCUUUUCAGAAGAUCUCUUCAACAAGAGCUCUGCAGAGUACAAAGCCUUGGAGCAACGGUUCAUAGAGCUGCUUGUGCCGUACCUGCAGUCCAACCUGAGUCACUUUGAGAACCUGGAGAUCCUGAACUUCCGCAAUGGAAGCAUCGUGGUGAACAGUAGGAUGAAGUUUGGGAAACCUGUGGCUCGUGCUGUCACCAGCACUGUAUAUUUGAUCCUGGAGGACUUCUGCAACACGGCCUACCAGACCAUGAACCUGGCCAUCGAUAAGUACUCUCUGGAUGUAGAGUCUGGUGAGCAGGCUGACCCCUGUAAGUUCCAGGCCUGUAAUGAGUUUGCACAGUGUAAAGUGAACAAAUGGUCUGGAGAGGCCGAGUGUGUGUGUGACGCUGGAUACUUCAGUGUGGACGGGCUGCCGUGUCAGAGCAUCUGUGAGCUGCGGAGCGACUUCUGCCUCAAUGAUGGCAAAUGUGACAUCAUUCCUGGACAGGGAGCCAUCUGCAGGUGCCGUGUUGGAGAGAACUGGUGGUACAGAGGAGAACACUGUGAGGAGUUUGUUUCGGAGCCUCUGGUGGUUGGUAUAGCCAUUGCUUCUGUCGCCGGUUUCCUGUUGGUGGCGUCUGGCGUGAUCUUUUUCCUGGCAAGGACUUUACGGGACCAGUAUGACAAGGAUGAGUCAGAGGAUCCAAUAAGAGGGUCAGAAAGUCUCCCAUCUCUGGAGAGGGCGACUAAGUACAACCCCAUGUAUGAGAGCGAGGCGACUACAGGCUACAGUCACUACUACCGCCGUUACCCUGACUUUCCAGUUUACAGCAGUGCCAGCGCCGAAGCUUCUACAGACUUCAGCAGCGAGGAGAUAAGACACAUCUAUGAAAACAGUGAACUGACCAAGGAUGAAAUCCAAGACAGGAUACGCAUCAUUGAGCUUUACGCUAAGGACCGGCAGUUUGCAGACUUUGUACGACAGCAUCAAGCUGUUUUGGAUAACUGUCGAGAGAAUUCCUCUGCACAGACUUGAAGCUCUGCUGUGAACAACAAGGUAUUUCCUCCUCAUUUGUAGACUCUGUUCUAGGAUUUAAGAAUUAGUCACAAGUACAAAACCCCUCAGAGAUCUUAGUAAAACAACACCACCGUUGGCCAUACUGGAAAUCAAUUCAUUCAUAUAUUUCAAUUAUGAAUUCAAUUGUAAAUAAAUUAAAUGGGCAUUGAUGAAAAAUUAGAGUGUUAGUAGCAGCAGAUUUGAAGGUCAAGUGUAGAAGGUUAACUGAACAAACUACUGUAGCUAAUGGAUUCUACAAACUACUAUUGUAGCCAAAAAAAAAUUCAAAUUGAGUUCUAAAUUUUAACUGAUUUUGGCCAAAUCUGGAGGGAAAAAAACCCAGAAAGAUUUAUGCAGUACAUACACAUCUAUUGCUGUGUAUUGUCUGGUUUGUAUUGGUCAUAUCAGAUAUGUUAAACAGAAAGCUAUGUUCGAUCCUAUCAUCUCUGCAUCAAUUCAGACAUCCUGACAUUAAAUCUUUAGCUUAGCACAAAGGCCUCUAAGAAUCUGUGAUAACCUCCUUGUUAUCAUUUAGGAAAAUAAGUUGGAUUAAAGAUUUUAAUAAAGAGCUCUGUGUUCUUGGCUGAGAACAGUUGGAAAAAGAGCAAAGGACACACCAGAGAGUGACUGGAGCUGGAGCCAAGAUGGAGCCAACCGUACAAAUCCCUAUUAAAAUGACAAAUUGACAUUUUAUUCUUUUUGGACUGUUGUUGUUUUUUUUUUUACUGGAUCGAGCCAGGAGAAGUGCUUUCAGUCUUUAGGUUAAGUGAGGUAAUGUUUAAGACGUUAUCUCUAAGAAGAAGCUAUCGUGCCUUUAUGCUAGCCAUGCAAACACAAUAUGUUGUGUGUUCUUAAUGUUUGACAUAUUUUUUUUUACUUUGUUGAAACUUACACACGUCUUCUCCUUCACAGAAAUACUUCUGUGGUUAUAUAUAAAAAAGUGGAGUUCUCUGGGACUUUCUUCUUCUUGGCCACUCUUCUUGGCGCCUGGACUGCUGUUUUUUUAAAGGACUGUCACUCAGUGUACUAAUAUUUUCCUACUGAAGAGCCCUGCUCUGUCUGCAUGUGUGGGCAGAUGUGCUCAAACUUCCUCCUUCUUCCUCGGUGCCUUAUCUUGAUUGGAUGAGCUUUCUUUGACAUCACAGUUUAUGUUUUUCUUUUUUUGCUGCUCACGUACUGCACACCUCUCUUUACACUGGACUCUACCCAUCUACAUGAACUGUAAACUAAUACAUCACUAGGCUGUUAUUUUACAAUUUUCUUUUGUUUAUUUUCCAACAAUCUUCAGGGAAAAAUGUGAAUAAUGAAAGUGUUUAUGUAACAUAUGUUAUAUGAAGAUGUUUACUAGAAUGUAAUGUAGGACAUGUUUACCUAAAUAACAAACAAAUGCAAUCUUUUUGUCUUAGUUAAUCUGAUAUAAAAUCAUGUCUUUUAUACAAAAAUCGACUUUUUUUGGCAGGUGCUCAAUGUUCUGCCUGUGUACGGCCACUUUAACUGCUAUUUACUAUCUUUUAAAUCUUUAAUUUGGAUCUUUUAGAUGCUUUAAUGUUAAAUUUACACUAAAUGAAGGUCUUACUCUAUGGACCAAAAAAUUGGUUUGUG